AGGAGUGUUCUGACAUUGACAACAUCUUUGUUUUUUUGAAACAAACAACUCCGAAUCAACAGAUUGUUGAAGCUUUCAAUAAAAUGGUGGCUACUACUUGCAAAGAAGAUGGACAAUGGAGUGGAAAGAAAAUGGAAGUUGGAGAAGGUUUGAAGACUUUAGAGUGCUUAAGAGGAAGAUUGCUUGCAGAGAGACAAGCUUCGAGAUCGGCCAAAGAAGAAGCAGAGCUUAUGGGGGAAAAGUUGAUAGAGUUGGAGAAUCAGAUUAGAAAGGAGACAGAGGCAAGGAACAAAGCUGAGAGGAGGCUUAAACUCCUGAUGAAGAAGCUUGAAUCCCUCAACAUUGCCUCCACAUCAGUAACCUCAGAAAAUUCAAAUUCAACAGAAAUUUCCACAAAUUCCUCAGCCACAAAAGAAACACAAGUCCAAGAAUCAAGAUCAGAGAGUCUCGUUUCAACGAUCUCGAACAAUAAAGGCGAGAAAGUUCAAGAAAUCAUCAUAGAUAACAAACCUAAUCAGAUUUCUCCAGAUCGAGCCAAUUCAAGCCCGAACUCCAAAUCUCCAAACAAUUCCAGCACCGAUCCCCACCGAUCUCCUCAAAUCUCUCAAGUAAAAUAUCAAAGCUUUUCAGCAGAAGGAAAGGAGAGAGAGAACGAACAUUACAUAGAUAAGUUGGCCGCGUCGGCCCCCGGAGCAGCACCGGCGGCGACGAAGAUGAAGAUGAAGAUGAAGGGAAUCCAUGAGAGGGGAACAGAUGUUCCUGAUGCUGUAAAGCAGCACGUCAUCAGAGGAAACGUCCAGAGGCCAUUUGAGAGAAGAAAUCAAAUGAAAGCCAUAAUGAGUAUGUAAAUUAAUUCUAUUUGUUGUAAUAUUUUUGUAAGAAUCUCAAUCUCUAUGUUAUAUUAUAUAA
Molecule: messenger RNA, 909 nt
Organism: Cucurbita maxima (winter squash)
Lineage: Eukaryota; Viridiplantae; Streptophyta; Magnoliopsida; Cucurbitales; Cucurbitaceae
Exons: 5
Coding region: 84-848 (254 amino acids)
Source: RefSeq, a predicted model, not a curated record